This is a messenger RNA of Anolis carolinensis (green anole), 4149 nucleotides long. RefSeq names its product REST corepressor 3 (gene rcor3). Gene Ontology annotation, biological process: negative regulation of DNA-templated transcription; regulation of transcription by RNA polymerase II. NCBI's taxonomy places the organism in Eukaryota, Metazoa, Chordata, Lepidosauria, Squamata, Anolidae. Gene Ontology annotation, cellular component: histone deacetylase complex; transcription regulator complex. The transcript is spliced from 13 exons. Gene Ontology annotation, molecular function: transcription corepressor activity. The coding region runs from base 1 to 1764 and encodes 587 amino acids. The record is from RefSeq and is a predicted model, not a curated record.
AUGCCGGGCAUGAUGGAGAAGGGAGCCGAGCUGCUGGGGGCCGCCAAGAGCAGGGCAGGCCCCAACGGCGCCAAGAACGGAGGAGGCGGAGGCGCAGGCAGCCCUGGUUCCAACGGGCACUUCUCCGAGCCUGAAGCUGGCGGCGGCGCUGGUGGUGGCGGCGGCGGCGGAGGAGGAGGCGGUGACAGCGGCGACGAGCACGAUGUAGGAAUGAGAGUCGGAGCAGACUAUCAAGCUCGCAUCCCAGACUUUGAUCCUGGAGCUACAAAAUACACAGAUAAAGACAAUGGAGGGAUGCUUGUAUGGUCUCCAUAUCAUAGUAUUUCCGAUGCCAAACUGGAUGAAUACAUUGCAAUAGCAAAAGAAAAACAUGGCUACAAUGUGGAACAGGCACUUGGUAUGUUAUUCUGGCAUAAGCACAACAUUGAGAAGUCCCUUGCAGAUCUCCCAAAUUUUACCCCUUUUCCGGAUGAGUGGACAGUUGAAGAUAAAGUCCUCUUUGAGCAAGCCUUCAGUUUCCAUGGAAAAAGCUUUCACAGAAUCCAACAAAUGCUUCCAGACAAGACUAUUGCAAGCCUAGUAAAAUAUUACUACUCCUGGAAGAAAACCCGUUCUAGGACAAGUUUAAUGGACCGCCAGGCUAGGAAACUGGCUAAUAGAAAUAAUCAAGGUGACAGUGACGAUGAUGUGGAGGAUUCACAUCCAAUGGAUGGAAAUGAUAGUGAUUAUGAUCCCAAGAAGGAAACUAAAAAAGAGGGGACUAAUGAGCAACCUGUUCAAACUAGCAAAAUAGGAUUGGGCAGAAGAGAGUAUCAGAGUUUACAACAUCGUCAUCACUCCCAACGUUCUAAAUGUCGUCCUCCCAAAGGCAUGUACUUAACGCAAGAAGAUGUAGUAGCAGUUUCUUGUAGUCCCAAUGCAGCAAAUACACUUCUUAGGCAGUUGGAUAUGGAGUUGAUAUCGCUGAAGCGUCAGGUUCAGAAUGCUAAACAAGUUAAUAGUGCACUUAAGCAGAAAAUUGAAGGUGGGAUAGAAGAAUUCAAACCUCUUGAGGCAAGUAAAUGGGAAAUGCAGUCAAAUCAAAAAAUCAAUGCUCGUUGGACAACAGAAGAACAGCUUCUUGCAGUUCAAGGAGCUUGUGCAAACCCAGUGGCUGGAAUCCUGUUGGUAUCACAUUCAGGUGUCCGCAAAUAUGGUAAAGAUUUUCAAGCUAUUGCUGAUGUAAUUGGCAACAAGACUGUUGGUCAAGUGAAGAACUUCUUUGUAAACUACAGGCGUCGGUUUAACUUAGAGGAGGUAUUGCAGGAGUGGGAAGCAGAACAAGGAACCCUGGCUUCUAAUGGUGAUGCCUCUGCUUUAGGGGAGGACACAAAAAAUACUAAUGUGCCAUCAGGAAAGAGCACUGAUGAAGAAGAUGAGGCCCCGGUCCCACCGACCCCUCAGUGCCUAGGGCCUUCUCCGCCUGUCCAGCCACCUGCUCCAACACCAGCAACCCCUGUAACAACAUUGAACCAGCCUCCUCCGUUACUUCGUCCCACCCUCCCAGCAGCUCCAGCUCUCCAUCGUCAGCCUCCGCCUCUUCAGCAACAGGCUCGGUUUAUUCAGCCACGGCCAACGCUCAACCAACCCCCUCCUCCGCUUAUCCGCCCAGCUAAUUCCAUGCCGCCUCGUCUAAACCCAAGACCAGCAUUAUCUUCCACCGGCGGCCCACAGCCACCAUCGCUUAUUGGAAUCCAGACAGAAUCACAGUCCCCUCUGCACUAAAGACGUAAGGCAGGAACUAUGACAAACAGCAAAAUGUUAUCAGUGUCUGUUUUUCCUGAGAUAAUGAAGCAGGGAGGGGAGGGAAAGAAAGCCUUUUCAUAGUAUUUAAGCCAGUCUUACACAAAAGGGCAGUCUUACACAAAAGAGAAAUUAAUGAAUGGCUAUCUGUAUGAAAGAAACUUCCAUGCAGUAGAUUGUUACAGCAAAACCAUGUCUAUGAUGUUAGCCUUUUUGGCACAGCUAAUGUCUUUAGAAAAGAAAAAACUCCAUGCACUAAGACUUCAACUGAUUUUUACUCUUAUUUAUUUUAUAAAAUUCUUUAUAUUCAGCUACAUGGAAACCAUCCAUCUGGAGAGGGUAGGAGUUUAAACUUCAGUUUUGAAGUGGGCUGUGUAAACCUGAUAUAUUGGGGAAAUUAUUUUUACAUUUUCCUAUGUUAGGAGCACAAGCAUUAUAAACCUGCCAUUCAGAUUUUGACAGAUGAUCUAAUCAUACAUUUUUUAGGCUUGUAUUUUCUAGAUUUCUUUAUAAAUUGUUUCCCUUCAGUAUACCUGUAGGAAACGUCUCAUUGAAGAUUUGCAAAACUAUGGUACAAAAUAACUUAAACCUAUAUUUCUUGUCUUCUGAUACUGAAAGCAUGAUUUGCCAGUGCAAGAUCUGUGUUAAGCAGUGGAUGAGCCAGCAUCAUUGCUUUUAUGUUCAACAAAGAAAACUUAAAACCAGUAACAAUCUCUGCUACCAUGUGGCUACCAAAAUUGUCAUUGCCGUCUUUUUUUAAAUAAUAUUUGUAGUAUAACUUUUUAUCUGAAAUUUUAUUAUAUUACCUAAUAUCUGGCAAUAAAGAUUAGCAAGGAGUGGCCUGAUGAAUUCUACAGAUGCAACAUCAUUGUGGAAACAGUCAAAUGUUAAGAAUAACAUUGUUUCGUUCUCAGGCUGUCUUAGGCUGUUUUUGGUGUUCUUUGCCAGUGCAUCCCUCCUUUACCCUUUUUUAUUUGGUAUUAUAAAACAGAUACCAAAUCAUGCUUUACUUAAAUCAGGAAACAGAAUUGCAUCUCGGCAUUGGGUUGCUUAGCUUCAUUUUGGGUAAGAAAUGCAAAGCUAUUGAAGCCUUCUGCCUCCAUGAUAACAUGUGCAUUUCUUCUUUAUUGCCCAGCUGACUUCUCCACUUUCUACAAAAUAGUGGUGUUUUAACAUCCAGAGUUUAAGGUGAUUUCAUGUGCAGCAAAGUUGUACCAACCUUUUAUGUACUGCAUUUCACAGUUUUGAGUGUUACAACUUUUAGAUUUAUCCAUUAAAUGGAAUUUGCCAUUGACUUUCAAUUUUUAAUUUAAAAAAGAAAUCUUAUUUCAAUAGAUUUUCCUUUAAUUUGUAGUAUAUUGCAUUCAAUGUCCUUUUGUACUCUAGUCGCGAUAUUUGAUUUUAGAUACUGGUUUUUCACAGGAAGAAAUGCAAUGCUGUCAUUUGCCAGAAUUCUUGGUACUUCAUGACAUUAGAACUUUGGUUCUAAGGUCAUCAUUAACUCUCUGAAUUUAUCCAUCCUCUCAAACCUGUUUGUACAUUUUGGCAUAACUCUUUAAAUACCAAACUAUUAACGAUGCAUUUUCAGUAUUUAAGUAUGUAGAUCAGGUCUCCCAGUGACUGUAUUGUCCUUUUUUGCUAACUUUUUGUCUUGUCUCUUGUCGCUAGAACUUCCGUAUACAGAAGGUUGAGUGCUGCCAUGCAGAUGGCAAUUUUAGACUAUCAAACUGUAACUGGGCAGUUGUGUUUUUGGGUGAGAUAGGUAUGUAGUGUAAUAUUGCUUUACAUACGCUAUGCCACAGAGUAACGAAAUGUUUAGCAUUCGUAGUACUGAAUAUGUACAUAGCAAAAUGUUGUCCUUUUAAAAAAUUGUGUGCUUUCCAGAUUAUGUGCAUACAGCUUGCACGUCCUGUUUUGGGUAGGGGGUUGUGUUAAGCAGUGUUUUUGCCUGGAAGAGUGAUAUGCUUGCUGCUUAAUCAAAGAAUUAAAGUUUCCAAGGAAUCUGUGUCUAUUUUUAUGUACCUUGUAAUGGUUUAAAACGUUUAGAGCCCGUAUACUGUGAUUCUCUUCUAAAUUCAUUUAUAUUUUUUUAAAGAUUAGAAAUAAAACUAUAUGAUUUUUCAUUUGAAAGGGGUUUCCUUUUUUGCCAUACUAUUAAAAAAUCCAGCUUGACUUUGUACUGUUGAUACAAACCAAAAUUCUAUUCAUUUUAGUUUACUUUUUGUCACUUUAUGAAAUGUAAAAUGUUGCACUCCCUUUAAGUUGGGCAGAGAAAAUAUUUCUUACAUUGGUUUUGACAAAUGUAACUUUACAGCUCCUUUUAUGUACAGUUUUUCAGUUAUAAUAAAGAAAUAUAAAAACUUUUAA